Neltuma alba is the source of this 2256-nucleotide messenger RNA. RefSeq names its product cysteine-rich receptor-like protein kinase 15. Bases 49 to 2007 code for a protein of 652 amino acids. NCBI's taxonomy places the organism in Eukaryota, Viridiplantae, Streptophyta, Magnoliopsida, Fabales, Fabaceae. Gene Ontology annotation, biological process: protein phosphorylation. Gene Ontology annotation, cellular component: plasma membrane. The record is from RefSeq and is a predicted model, not a curated record. The transcript is spliced from 7 exons. Gene Ontology annotation, molecular function: ATP binding; protein serine/threonine kinase activity.
UAUACAUUUAUUCUGUCUUUUUGGGUAAAAAUUUGUAGAUUUUCAGCUAUGGUUUUCUUCAUCAUUCCCAUCUUAUUUCUUCACCUUGUCUCAGGUUCAGAUCCUCUCUCCACAUGGUGUCCACCUGAAUUCCCAGAAUACACUCUGAACUCUACAUUUCAUAACAACCUUGAGCUUCUUCUUGGGUCGCUUUCCUCCAACAUUUCAGUCUCAGGUUUCUAUAACACAUCCAUUGGAGAAGAGCCAGAUAAGGUCUAUGGACUUGCACUAUGCAGAGGAGACAUAAACUCCACAACCUGUAAGGAUUGUGUUGAGAAAGCAAGCCAAGAUAUACUCAACAAAUGUAGGAUUCAAGAUGCUAUUAUAUGGUAUGAUCUCUGUCAAGUAAGAUACUCCUUUCAGAUGUUCAUUUCAAUGAUGGUUUAUACUGGGAAGUAUCCGGAUGAAAACAAUCAGGCAAAGGAUGUGGCAGAUCCUGCUCGAUUCAGCCAGGUUCUGAUGCACUUAAUGAACAACCUGUCCAAUGAGGCCGCAUUUGUUCCUUCCAAGAACAUGUUUGCUUCUGGGGAAAUUAAAUUUUUUCCGAGAAUUACAAUUUAUGGUCUAGUACAAUGCACAAGAGACAUCUCUGAAACACUAUGCUAUAACUGCUUGAGUUCUGCAAUAGGAGACCUUGGAGCUUGCUGCUCAUCCCAUGAAGGUGGGAUAGUUCUUAGUCGAACUUGCAACGUGAGGUUUGGAUUGUCUCAGUUCUUCAAUACUUCUUCUCAGUACCUUGUGGUUUACCCAAAUUCUAAAGGAGGGAAAUGGAAGACGUGGAUGCUUGUUCUGAUUAUAUGUGCACCACUGUUCUUAUUAGCACUUCUUACUGGUUUCUGUGUUGCCUAUUUUCAUAAAAAACAAAGGGAAGACAGAGAUGAUCAAAAAAGCGAAAAGAUGCUACUACAACAAUUGGGGACCCCCAAGAGUGUAACUAUUACACAAGAUGGAGAAUUAAUUAGCUCUGAAGAACUUGAGUUUAUGAAUUUUGCAACAAUUAAGAUCGCCACCGAUGACUUUUCUGAUUCAAACAAGCUAGGACAAGGAGGUUUUGGUUCUGUAUACAAGGGUGUACUUCCGGAUGGAAACGAAGUGGCAGUCAAAAGGUUAUCAAGGAAGUCUUGGCAAGGCACAGAAGAAUUCAAAAAUGAGGUCAUUCUGAUCGCAAAACUUCAGCAUAGGAAUCUGGUGAGGCUGUUGGGAUGUGGCUUGGAAGGAGAAGAGAAGUUUCUCGUAUAUGAAUACAUGUCCAAUCAAAGCCUUGACAGAUUCAUCUUUGAUUCAGAAAAACGUUCACAGCUUGAUUGGAAUACAUGUUAUGGCAUUAUCAUGGGUAUAGCUAGAGGAUUACUUUAUCUUCAUGAAGAGUCAAGACUUAGAAUCAUUCAUAGAGACUUGAAACCAAACAAUGUAUUGCUUGACCAUGACAUGGUUGCGAAGAUAUCAGAUUUUGGUAUGGCAAGAAUUUUUUAUGAAAAUCAAAGUACCGCUAAUACCAAAAGAGUUGUGGGAACAUAUGGAUACAUGGCUCCAGAGUAUGCAAUGAGAGGAUUAUUCUCAGCGAAAUCUGAUAUCUUCAGCUUCGGUGUCAUCUUGCUUGAGAUUAUUAGCGGGAAGAGAAGCAGUGGCUUUUAUGCAACUGAACUUGCCUCUACCCUUCUAGCAUAUGCAUGGAGAUUAUGGAAUGAACGGAAAGAAAUGGAAUUUGUGGAUCCUCAUUUAAUGGAAGCAAGUCUCUCUUCAGAAAUUUUGAGGUGCAUGCAUAUAGGACUGCUAUGUGUACAAGAAGACCCAGAAGACAGACCCACCAUAUCAGAUAUUAUGGUUCUGUUAGGAAGUGAACCAGUGUCUCUUCCAAAACCAAAACAACCUGCAUUUUCUGUGGGUAAAUCAGUGCAAGUUGAUCCAUCAUUGAUGACAACUUCCUCUGUGAAUCAUAUAAUGCUCUCUACUGUUCAGCCCAGAUGAUUUUCCAUCUUGUGACAAUGUAAUGGUUUCUUUAAAAGCACAUAUGAAGAGUUAUAUUAGUGUUUGAUAUAUGCUUUUUUUACCACCUUAUCCUUACCCUCCCCCAUUGGAUGGGGAAGGUUGACCCACACGCACACCCACUUCGCUUUUACCAUUUGGGAAUUCAGUUCCACAACAUCCUCUGUAAGGGGAUGUGGAUGCCAUUAAGCGAUAAGAUUCUUGGUUGUUUAAUAUAAUACUUAACUCUCA